Molecule: messenger RNA, 2616 nt
Organism: Pieris rapae (cabbage white)
Lineage: Eukaryota; Metazoa; Arthropoda; Insecta; Lepidoptera; Pieridae
Gene: msi
Product: RNA-binding protein Musashi homolog Rbp6
Exons: 4
Coding region: 56-1129 (357 amino acids)
Cellular component (GO): cytoplasm
Molecular function (GO): RNA binding
Source: RefSeq, a predicted model, not a curated record
CGCAACAACUCGCGGACGGGUGCACAAUGCACGCGCGGUGAACAAAACAAUCGCAAUGCUGUUUGAGAAUCCUAACGCGAAAUUGUACCCAGCUUUCAACAUCCCACCGCCAGUUAGGCUCAGCGGUGCGCUUGGAGGCUUGGAGAUGGUGGACGGAGAAUUGGCAGCUCAUGUGUUGAGCGCACAGGCCGCUGCCCAUGCUGCGGCUACGGCUGCUGCUCAUCAGCAGCAACAACAGAUUGCUGUUCAACAAAUAAAAAACUCCCCAUCAUCAGGCCGUUCAACCCCAGUUGCUACAAACACUGGUGGUACCACAUCACCGUCACCAAGUAAACUGUUUGUUGGAGGGCUAAGCUGGCAGACCAGCUCUGAGAAGCUCAGGGAAUACUUUGCUAUGUUUGGAGCUGUCACAGAUGUUCUCAUCAUGAAAGAUCCUGUCACACAGCGUUCGCGCGGCUUCGGUUUCAUCACAUUUCAGGAGGCCUCAUCAGUAGACAAAGUGCUCGCCGUGCCGGUGCACACUCUGGACGGGAAACGCAUCGACCCAAAACACGCCACGCCCAAAUCUGCCCCGAAACCGACUAAAACAAAAAAGAUAUUCGUGGGCGGCGUCGGGCAAGACACUUCCGCGGAGGAGGUCCGAGCUUAUUUCUCUCAAUUCGGCCUCGUCGAAGACGCGGUGAUGCUCAUGGACCAGCAGACGAAGCGCCAUCGCGGCUUCGGGUUCGUCACCUUCCAUUCCGAGGAGGCGGUCGAGCGCGUCUGCGACAUUCACUUCCACACGAUUAAGAACAAGAAGGUGGAGUGUAAGCGCGCGCAGCCGAAGGAGGCGGUGGCCGCCACGCCCCUCGCCCUCGGCAAGAGAUUGGUCCUUCGGCCCGGGCGCGGUCUGGUGUACGCGGGCGGCGUGGGCGCCGUGCCCACGGUGGGCGCCCACGCCUACCGCUACGCUCCGUACGCACUGCCCUCCGGCGCCACCGCGGCCACGGCGCUCGUGGCCCCGCCGGCCCCGGCCCCCGCCCCCGCCUUGCCGCAGUUCGGCGCCUCGUACUCCCUGGCCGGCGUCGACAUGUCGUCCUUCCAGGGCAUCGACUGGAGCGCGAUGUACGGAGUGCCCAUGUACAUCUAGGCCGAUCGAGCGACCCCACCCGCCUUCGUUUAGGUCGCGCUGCGAUUUUUUUUUUCAAAAACGGUUCCUACUAAACUUGCCGAGUCGCGGCUCAGGUUAGGUUUUGAGCAAUAAUUGGCCCGACGCGGGACCCGACGCAAAGAUUCGCAUUUUUAUUAUUGUAAGGCGAAGAUCUCAGUUUUAUUUUGUUAGUUUGAAACUUGUUUUGUCUUGAAUUUUAUUCGUAUUCGUAGUUUUAGUGCACGUUUGGCGAUAUUUGAGGAUGGUGAAUCUCGCAGCUGUGCAGCGGACGAGCGGACGACGCGCGACGCCGCGGCGGAACGAUCAGUAUUAUAUGAAUCCGUGCCAUUGCCACGCGUUGUGCCAAAACGUUUUUUUUUUAUUUCGGAAUGAGACCGGGGAGAAUGGAAGGACCCUCGACCCAGUGUUGGAGACGGCAUCGCUAUUCGCAUAUAGGCCGCGACCCGCAUUAAAGUGACGAUUCUUCAGAAACGGAAACGUCCCGCCCCACGCCGGACGUCCCCGUGACGUCGCGCGGCGUCCGCCGCUCGCUCGCCACUUAUACAUAUCUAACAGAAAAAGCAAUCAUUUGUACGCCAUUUUAUGAUGUAGACGACGCUGUUCUGUCGUGAUUUUUGAGAGCUGACAUUAAUUUUAGGUAAAUUAGGUUGGCCAAAUGUGGACGUGAUUUAAUUGGCACGGUUUGAAUGUACCGCCUCAGUAUUAUAAGAGAAAUUGUUGAAUAUUUUCAAGUAGCAAUGCUCAAUUUUCCCUAUUAUUUAGAUUAAGCGAUACAUUUUGGCAACUGUUCCAGUUCCUCUGAGUACUUAAUGAAUCUCAAUUAUAACUCAUAUCUUAAAAUUAAGUUUAUUAAGAGGCUAAAUAUCUCAAAAAUCACAACAAGUGACAAUUGAAUCGGACCGAAUAGCGUUCGAUAGGACCACACAUGCGACGACACUCGAUUCCAUGCUUAAAUUUUUUUGUAAAACUUUGAGGGUAGUACGUACAUUUUGGAAGUACCCACAUUUUUGUAGUUUUUUUUUCAAAGUGAGAAAAUCGUUGUGUGUGGUCAAAUGUCAAAUAGCGUCAUAGAUAAGUAACGUGAAUGCAUACUAACACCUGUGUACGACAAUAAUAGAACAGCCGUAGACAAUGCCUGCCUUUGCCUGCCUCCGACAGUCCGACAUUACAUGGUCCUUGCCCUAUUUUUAAUUUUUUAAUGGUAAGUAAUUUUUUUUUCGGGUGGAGGGUUCGAAAGAAAAGUUUGCUUAAUUUUUGUGAUUAUAGCGUGUCUCUUUAAAUUUGACGAUGCUCUGGAGUCUAUAGAACAUGCGACCAGGUGUGGUUCUACAUGAUCUUGCCGGGUAUCUUGCCUCUCUCAAAAUGUAUUCUAAUAUUCCUUUAAGAAAGCCUAGAAAUUCUUAAAAGGCCGGCAAUGCAUUCGCGAGCCCUCUGGCAUCUAGUGUCCAUGGGUGGCGGUAUCACUU